GGUAAUUUAAAUUGUUAGUGUUGCGGGCUUUUCGGACGUCUUCGUCCUUGUGUGUAAGAGUGAUGUAACACGGUCGAACCCUAACCUGAGUUUUAAACAAUUCCGAUGAAAUUUCUAUGCGUCUUGAGCAUUCUUCUGUCCAAUCCAUCUUUUUUAAUCAUGGUGUAUCCUCACUUUUGUUUGACAUCCAGAUACUUGCUCAAAUCAGUUUAACAAAUUUGAUCCUAUUAUUUUUCAUGAUCAAUUCUUCAGUAGAUUCCGAAAUGGACGAUUUUGAUGAUAAUGGAAAUAGACUUGUCCGACGCAAAUGGUGCCCAUGGUCUUCAUGGAGUCCAUGCUCCCCAACUAAGUGCUUCAAAGGAUUUGUAAAUAAGAAUCCUCCAUAUUGGUCAAAUCGUGAAGAACUCCUUGUCGAUGAUGACACACAGAUUACACACUGUGUUCUAAUACCAAAAAAUAGUACCAAAAAACCUAACCGAGCAUAUGUGCAACAGACAAUACAAGGUCAACAUAAAAUUCUUAUUCCCGAAAAACAGCGUUUUCGUACCUGUGAUUGUCAGUCAGUCUCCUUACUGAAUGUAUUCCGUUUGGUUAGUCGGCAUGAGUGUUUUCCUGGUGAUACAGUAUUUGAAUGCAGUGAAUGUGCAUCCAACGAAAAAAUAUACUUGAGUCGUGAUAACAGUGAUUCUGAUGCUAAUCUAAUCCCAUAUUGUUCAUAUGAACAAUCUAAUUUUCAAUUGUAUAAAAUAUUAGGUGGAAUUAUUGGAGCAAUUGGAAUUAUAUGCUUAUUAGUAUGUAUAAUACGUUUCUUAGUGAAACAAAUCUGUGGCAAUCAACGGAUACAUAAUCGAACUCCUUGCGGUGGUGGUGGCUCUGGGGCCAGUACAAAUACUAAUAGUAAUAAUGCAUCAAGUCGAUCUGGUCGAAGAAGAAAUCGUUCACCUCAAUUGCAAAAUAAUCAUAGAGAUGAUGCUACAGAAUAUUUGCAUAAUGAUUAUACUACAAGUGUAUAUCCUGUUGGUAUUGGAAACUUAGAUUUACCUCCUGCAUAUACAGAUGUUGUCAAAUUAUCUGCCAUUGAAACUGAGUCUAACAACAACAAUACAAAUAACGCAAUAAUAAUACCGGAUGCAUUUUCUUUUAAUUUAUUACCAAAUGAACAACAACAAAUCAUAAAUCCUUCUUCUUUUUUAUCUAAAUCAUCAUCAAAUCAUACUCAUCAAUUUAAUUGUGCAUUAUAUGAUAAUGAACAGAAUGCUACAUCAAGUCAAAUUUUAAAUAUGACAUCAACGGAUAUAACACCACCGCCACCGCCGCCUAGUUAUGAAGAGAUUGUUGCAGCAACAAAUGCAAUGAAGAUAAAUCGUGAAAAUGAUAAUUCGUUUAUAUCAGGGAAUGAAAUGAAUAUUGCUCAAGUUACUCAUCAAACAAAAGAUACCGUCACUACUACUACUACUGCUAAUAAUAAUAAUAAUACAAUAUAUAGUGGCAGUAAUUUGAAUACUGGACGAACUGAGACUAGUUCCUCGUAGUUUCUGCAAAACUCCUAAUGCUGAAAAUGUUUUUUUUUAAAUUUGAUUUCUUUUGCCUCUUGUACUACUACUACUACUACUGUUGAUUCUUUUGCUAAUCUUGCUAUAAGUAGUAUAUCGAUUUCGUUUCUCUUCAAUAAAACAAUCCACUUAUUUAAUAUAUAAAUUCUCAUUGUUUUUCGCUUAUUCCAGAAAUUAAAUUUCUCAUGUUGUUUUUUUAACCAUUGAAAGACAGAGAUCUUAUCAUUCUUUUUCAGUUUCUAUCUAUUCACUUAUGGAUUCAAUAAAUCAGAAUGAUUAUUACCUCCCUCUCUCUCUCUGUGUGUUUCCCCACUCUGUAGCAUGUAAGCCUAAAGCAAAUGAAUUAGAAAACUGUCUAUCAGAUGAAUACUAACUGAUAAUCAUUAUCUAUCUUGUACUUAUCUAGCUUACAGGACUCUUCACGAAUGACAAGACGAUUGAAAGGCCUAUUGAUAUUGAUUCCCGAUUCUAUUCUUUACUUUAGUAUUAUUAUUAUGAUUACUACCACUUUGUAUAGUUCAUAUUUGUUUAUUUAAACAAGGUUUGUUCCUUGGGUUGUAUCUAUUCUUCGACUUUUGUGUUUUUUCUAAUGGUGUGUCUAUUGUGAUAGAGAUUCUCUCUUCUAGUUGUGAUCUUUCAGUUAUAAAAGUAAAUUGAUGGAUAAAAAUUAGGUAGAAGAAGUUAUAGGAUUGUAGAAAAAUGAAGGUUGUAUUUGGGUUUUUUGCAAUAAUUGAUUGGAAAGAGAGAAAGUGGACAACUGAUGCAUUGUACUAUCUUACAUUUAAUUAUACAUAUAUAUGCAUUACCAUACAUGCAUUUAUGUAUGUGUGUGUAUCUAUAAAACAGUCCUUACUAUCUUUUUUCAAUUAAUCUCUAUGUAUGUUUUCAUCUCGUGUUUUGUUUCUAUGAUGACAAUCAUAAAUGGAUUCGUCUUAUUAUACAUGGCGAAAUCUGGUAUAUAGAUAGAUACUUGUAUCCAUGUCUACUUUUCUGGUCAGAGGUUGUUUAUAGUUGAAAACGCAGAAGGUGAAUUACAGUCAUUUAAAAAAAGAAUAAUUUUCUGUUACUAAGUAAGUUAGAGUUUUACUCAACAAUUGAUCAUAUUCUAUUUAGGUUACUUAUAGUAGUAGUAAGAGACAGGUGAUUGAAUAUGCACCAACUUGACAACUCUUAUCAUUUGAAUAGCUAACUAAUGUUUAUCAAUGAGGUUAUUUGUGUUGAACAGAGAAUUAUUCUAGUUAGUAGAUCGAUUAUCACCCUGAAGAAGUCCAGACAAGUU
Messenger RNA from Schistosoma rodhaini, 2832 nucleotides. Lineage: Eukaryota; Metazoa; Platyhelminthes; Trematoda; Strigeidida; Schistosomatidae. The record is from the annotation of a GenBank genome assembly.